This is a messenger RNA of Thlaspi arvense, 1604 nucleotides long. The record is from the annotation of a GenBank genome assembly. Lineage: Eukaryota; Viridiplantae; Streptophyta; Magnoliopsida; Brassicales; Brassicaceae.
UAAUCAGACAGUCGCCAUUACCACUAAGAUAAUGCAAUUAUUUUGUUGUGUACAGCAUAGUUAACAAACUUAUCUAACAUAUAGACAUCUAUAUCAAUUAUAAAUCAGACAGCUCAUCGUCACUCCGAUACCAACGAUGCCGACAGGAAUUUCCUCAUCGACGACGACCACCGCCUCGUCACCUGCUCUCCCCCGCCACCGAUCGUUUCCGUCGCCAAGUUACCCAAUCCGGACCCCAUCGACGACGACGACCACCGCCUCGUCACCUGCUCUUCCCGAGGAUUAUUUUUUUCGGCUCUACUGAUCCUUCUCGACUUUUCUUCUGAUCUCGAUUAAAUCGAGAUUCUUGGGGUUCUGAAUCUACCGUCGAAUUGGAUUGGACCCUUCGCUUGUUGAUGUUGUCACUUCUCUCAAACCAUUUCUGUCUUAAGGAGGAGGAGCUGGAUUACUGUCAAAACAUAGGAAAGCCCAUAACAAUAUACCCGUUACUUAUGCUACUAAUUUCGGUAUUGUUGCUGGUUGCUAUUGCGGGGCUCGUGAAUUGGUCAGAGAAACUAGAAAAUCAGAACACGGCGAUUUAAUCAAUGAUGGCAACUUGCUGGAUAUCAUCAUUCUAAUUUGUUUGCUACUGAUCAGAUGGCCCGCACCAGGCAAACAGCUCGCAAGUCUACUAGAAGGAAAGGCCCCUAGGACGCAGCUUGCUACUAAGGCUACACGUAAGUCUGCCCCAACCACUGUUGGAGGCUAGAAGCCCCUUCAUUACCGUCCUGGAACUAUUGCACUUCGAUAUGGAAGAGCCACAUGUGGAUCGUACAACUUUGCCCUUGCUGCAUCCUGGUCGACAAAAUGGAGCUAAAUGGUUUAACCACCACACCCAAGUAUCAACUGCUGUGAGAAAGAUCAUUCAAAGUUGUUUCAAAGGACCAUGGUACUCUUGGAAAAGAGUGCCAGUUUUCUACAAACAAACAUGGUUUAGUCUGUUCAAGGAAGCAAACAAUGAAGACCACUCUUACAUUGCUGUGAUGAAGAAAGCAAAUCAGAAGCCUGACGGAACAUACCUGACGGAACAUAUGUUGAUCAACGAGCUAGAGUGGUUGCAGAAACUUAUGAGAAGCAUCUACAAGAACACUUGGAACAGCUUGAAUCUUCUGGCUGCUGGGUCAUCUAAACAAGGCUAUGUCUUUGGACUGGGAGCUCUAAAGGAAUUUGUUGUACCAUCUGCUAUUGCUUCUUCAAGUCAACCACAACCAGAAGAAGCAGAGAUGAUUGCAAAUCGGCUCCAAGAGUUGGAAGCUGAAGUCAAACAAAAUCAUGAAGAAAAUCUGGAAAUUAAAAAAAGACUUGAAGCUAUGGAGAAGAUGGCUGAGUCUUUUGCAAAUCAGAAUGCUUAAAGCUACUAAAACCAUCCAUCGUCCAUCAUCUAUCUAAUUUAGUAAUUCUAGUUUCUUUUUAUCUUAAGUAAUGUUUAGUUUUUAUUUUAUUAAGACUUUAUUUUUUUAUAAAUUCUGUUUGUGUAUUGACUUUGCUUCGACAUAAGUAAUAUAAUGUUUGGUUUAUUAUAUUUUAGUUUUACUGUUUUAUUAAUUAAUUAUCUAAUUUAAAAA